CGGCGUGACGUCACUGGGGCGGGGCUCCAAAUGUAAUUGCUAACAUCCUCUUGAAGUGUCCUGGCGCGGCAGACGAGCGACCGCCGAAGCAGCGGCCAAACCCGGACGAAAAGCCCUUGCCGUGCCGUGAACACCAUGUCUUCCAAAUGCCCAAAAUGCGAAAAGACGGUGUUUUUUGCGGAGAAAGUGUCCUCUUUAGGCAAGGACUGGCACAAGUUCUGUCUGAAAUGUGAGCGCUGCAGCAAGACUCUGAACGCUGGAGGCCACGCUGAGCAUGAGGGAAAGCCUUUCUGCCACAAACCAUGCUAUGCUGCACUCUUUGGGCCUAAAGGGGUGAACAUUGGCGGAGCCGGCUGCUACGUUUACGCCGCUCCCAGUGUGGAGGGCCCCGCGGCUGUUACUACGGAACCCAAAGCGGAGGAGAGAAAAGCUCCUAUGCGGGGACCGGUGAAGGCUGCCAGCUUCUCUGCCGUCACAGAGGGGCCCAACGUUUGCCCCCGCUGCAACAAGACAGUUUACUUUGCUGAGAAGGUGUCCUCUCUGGGGAAAAACUGGCACAAGCCAUGUCUACGCUGCGAGAGAUGCAGUAAGACGCUGACGGCGGGUGGUCACGCCGAGCACAAGGGGCAGCCAUACUGCCACAAACCAUGCUACGCUGCGCUGUUUGGACCAAAAGGUGUGAACACGGGAGGAGUGGGCAGCUACAUUUACGACAAUGCUUAACAUGGAGCACAGCACAUAACGGACACAAUCAUUCUGUGGAAACUAAAUAGCUUCUAUUUCAUAUGUCCUCACGACUGCCGUUAUUGCUUGAGCUGUCAUGUAUUAUUAGUGUGGAAUCUCUGACUGUUGGACAAAGAUCUUUUUCUAUUCGGAGAUCUGCCAAAUGUUUAGUUUUAUACAGUAAGACUUUAAUGGUCAGACACAACUAAAUCUGUCGAAUAAAUGCCAAAAAUCA
Molecule: messenger RNA, 958 nt
Organism: Nerophis ophidion (straightnose pipefish)
Lineage: Eukaryota; Metazoa; Chordata; Actinopteri; Syngnathiformes; Syngnathidae
Product: cysteine-rich protein 2-like
Exons: 8
Coding region: 136-723 (195 amino acids)
Source: RefSeq, a predicted model, not a curated record